UUGAAAAUCAGAGGUCAGCUCAAUGUAAGAUGGUUAAUUCCUUUUUACUAGCGCCGCGAUCCAGUAAUGCAAUUAUAGUCCUUUGUACAGUGACGUCGUAAGAUGUUGCUGUUAUCUUUUACUUCUAAAUAUGGCCCGUUAACAAAAACCGCCCUUUCUUUCUUUACUGGGUUAGUCUCAUUGUCUCAUCCUCUUAAAUUUUGCUGUGAUCAACAUAAUCGGUUUGAACUUCAUGGAUCUAACUCUGGUAUCCUCUGAAGAAAAACCUUUUGCCAUGUGAAUUGUGUAUAAGUAUCCUCCUCUGUUUUCUUCUAGUACUUUUAAUGGUCUUAUUCUUCAUAUUGAAAUCUUUAACCUACCUCAAUUAUAUUUUAGUGUAAGGACGGAAUUAAGGCCCUUUUUUUCCUCUCUCGUAGUUGUUAGUCAUUGUCCCCAUCAUCAUUUGCUGAAUUCUGUUUUUCCCUACUGAUGGCAAGUACUGUAUUUAUCUGAGGCCCUAAUUCUUAUAUAUUCUUGGGACUUUUUCUGAAUUAAUGUUUAGCAAUCUCUGGCUUCCUGUACUGAUACCAUGCUGGUCUUAUUACUUUAGCUUUAUAAUGUGUUUUAGUGUCUAGUGAUUCACACAGUGCCUAAAUAUUUUUGGAAUGGACACAUUUAGUGAGGGUAAAAGAAUGUCAUGUUUCAACAUUUGUACCUGAAAUCAGAGUGUAAUUGUCAGGCCACAUGGAUGAGUGCCAACCUUUGCACAUCUGAACAUCCUUCAAAGAGUUCACGCGUCUUACCGAGGACACCUGACCUUUUGAAGCUUCCUAAUUCGCACCUAGAUGCCACCAGUCUUUCCCAUGUUAACAGUUCUGACUAUGUUUUAUUAUAUGUGCCUUCGGCGCCGAGCCAGGACAGCUACAAGAGGAGAAAUGAUGAACAGCCAUAGAACUAUAGAAGCAAACAGCCGGACUUCCCCUCUCAAUGCAGAGGUGGUCCAGUAUGCCAAAGAAGUAGUGGAUUUCAGCUCCCAUUAUGGGAGUGAGAAUAGCAUGUCCUAUACCAUGUGGAACUUAGCAGGUGUACCAAAUGUAUUCCCGAGUUCUGGUGACUUCACUCAGACAGCUGUGUUUCGAACUUACGGAACAUGGUGGGAUCAGUGUCCCAGUGCUCCUGUGCCAUUUAAGAGGACGCCGCCUAAUUUCCAGAGCCAAGACUAUGUGGAACUUGCUUUUGAACAACAGGUGUAUCCUACAGCCGUUCACGUUCUGGAAACCUAUCAUCCUGGAGCAGUCAUUAGAAUUCUAGCUUGUUCUGCAAAUCCCUAUUCCCCAAGUCCACCAGCUGAAGUCAGAUGGGAGAUUCUUUGGUCAGAGAAACCUACGAAGGUGAAUGCUUCCCAGGCUCGCCAGUUUAAACCUUGUAUUAAGCAGAUAAAUUUUCCCACAAAUCUUAUACGGCUGGAAGUAAAUAGUUCUCUUCUGGAUUAUUACACUGAAUUAGAUGCAGUUGUAUUACAUGGUACAAAGGACAAGCCAGUGCUUUCUCUCAAGACUUCACUUAUUGAUAUGAAUGAUCUAGAAGAUGACUAUGAAGAAAAGAAUGGAUGUGGAAUGGACAAUCUGAACAAAAAGUUUAGCAGUAUUGCCCUCAGGGAAGGGACAAGUAAUGGAUAUUUUGAUAAACUACCUUAUGAGCUCAUUCAACUGAUUCUGAAUCAUCUGACACUACCAGACCUGUGUAGAUUAGCACAGACUUGCAAACUACUGAACCAGCAUUGCUGUGAUCCUCUGCAGUACAUCCACCUCAAUCUGCAACCAUACUGGGCAAAACUAAAUGACAGCUCUCUGGAAUUUCUGCAGCCCCGCUGUACUCUCGUCCAGUGGCUUAAUUUAUCUUGGACUGGCAAUAGGGGCUUCAUCUCUGUUUCAGGAUUUAGCAGGUUUCUGAAGGUCUGUGGAUCUGAAUUAGUGCGUCUUGAAUUAUCUUGCAGCCACUUCCUUAAUGAAACUUGCUUGGAGAUUAUUUCUGAGAUGUGUCUAAAUCUACAGGACUUAAAUCUCUCAUCCUGUGAUAAACUACCACCUCAAGCUUUCAACCACAUUGCCAAAUUAUGUGGCCUUAAACGACUCGUUCUCUAUCGAACAAAAGUAGAGCAAACAGCCCUGCUCAGCGUUUUGAACUUCUGUUCAGAGCUUCAGCACCUCAGUUUGGGUAGUUGUGUCAUGAUUGAAGACUAUGACGUGAUAGCUAGCAUGAUAGGAGCCAAGUGUAAAAAACUCCGGACUCUGGAUCUGUGGAGAUGUAAGAACAUUACUGAGAACGGGAUAGCAGAGCUGGCUGCUGGGUGUCCACUUCUGGAGGAACUUGACCUCGGAUGGUGCCCUACUUUGCAGAGCAGCACCGGCUGCUUUGCCAAACUGGCACGCCAGCUUCCAAACUUGCAGAAACUCUUUCUAACAGCUAACAGGUCUGUGUGCGACACAGACAUUGAAGAACUAGCAUGUAAUUGUACCAGAUUACGCCAACUGGACAUAUUAGGAACAAGAAUGGUAAGUCCAGCAUCUUUAAGAAAACUCCUGGAAUCUUGUAAAGAUCUUUCCUUACUUGAUGUGUCCUUCUGUUCACAGAUUGAUAAUAGAGCUGUGCUAGAACUCAAUGUGAGCUUUCCAAAAGUGUUUAUAAAAAAGAGCUUUACUCAGUGACUUCAUAUAUGUCUUAUAAUAAAAUUAAUGUGCUUUUGUAGGGUUUUGUUUUGGGGUUGGUUUUGUUUAAUUUUUAUAAUGGUGGGAAUAUCUUAAAACAUUUGUGGAUUUUAAAGAAAAAUAUGGAACUGUCCAUUAAAUCAUUAAAUCAGUGAUUUAAACAAAUGUUUUCACAAAAUAUUGUAAGCACUUUCCUUCAAGAAUAUGUGAGUGGCUCAUAUUAUUUUUGUCUUAUGUUAA
Messenger RNA from Mesoplodon densirostris (Blainville's beaked whale), 2927 nucleotides. RefSeq names its product F-box and leucine rich repeat protein 4 (gene FBXL4). Bases 825 to 2687 code for a protein of 620 amino acids. The record is from RefSeq and is a predicted model, not a curated record. Gene Ontology annotation, molecular function: protein binding. The transcript is spliced from 9 exons. NCBI's taxonomy places the organism in Eukaryota, Metazoa, Chordata, Mammalia, Artiodactyla, Ziphiidae. Gene Ontology annotation, biological process: SCF-dependent proteasomal ubiquitin-dependent protein catabolic process. Gene Ontology annotation, cellular component: SCF ubiquitin ligase complex.